Glycine soja is the source of this 1134-nucleotide messenger RNA. Its product is annotated as alpha carbonic anhydrase 7-like. The record is from RefSeq and is a predicted model, not a curated record. The transcript is spliced from 7 exons. The coding region runs from base 101 to 991 and encodes 296 amino acids. Lineage: Eukaryota; Viridiplantae; Streptophyta; Magnoliopsida; Fabales; Fabaceae. Gene Ontology annotation, molecular function: zinc ion binding; carbonate dehydratase activity.
UUUGGUCCAUGCCUCCCAUUCUUUGAAUCUUAUAUUGAUGCAAAUUAUGCAACUUAUAACCCUCUGGCACUGUAUAUGUACACAAACAAACUUUUAAGCCAUGAGUGCCUCAGUCAUUGUUUCUCUUUCACAUCUAACAAGUAUGAAGCUUCAAAGAGUGAAUACAUAUAUAAUUCCACAUUUAUUCGUGCUUUUCAUAAUCUUGUUAGCUUCAACAUCAACACGAGCACAAGUUGAAGAACUUGAGGACGAGAGAGAGUUCGAUUAUAUUGGAGCAAGUGAAAAGGGGCCUCGUCACUGGGGAGAGAUGAAAAAAGAAUGGUCAUCUUGUAAAAAUGGACACUUGCAAUCUCCCAUAGACUUGUCAUGUGCAAGAGUCAAAAUUAUCCCUCGAUGUCGCCAACCUGAUAUAUACUACACAGCUACUAAUGCCACUAUCAUCAACAGAGGCCAUGAUAUUGCUGUAUAUUGGAAGGAUGAUGCUGGUUCAGUAUACCUCAAUGGAACCGAAUACUUUCUGAAACAAUGUCAUUGGCACUCUCCUUCGGAACAUUCCAUGAAUGGCAGGAGGUAUGACUUGGAGAUGCACAUGGUGCAUGUAAGUCCGGACAACAAGAUUUUUGUGGUUGGAGCUCUCUAUAAGUUUGGUCAUCGUCCUGAUCGUUUUCUCUCUCAGUUGGAGAAAGACAUAAAGCACCUGGUUGAUAAUGAAGUAGAAAGAGCAAUUGGAGAGACAAAUCCCUCAGGAUUACAGACAAGAGGCAAUGCGUAUUACAGAUACGUAGGUUCACUCACCACUCCUCCUUGUACUGAAGGUGUCAUCUGGAACAUUGAUAGAAAGAUUAGGACAGUUUCGGAAGAACAAGUGAGGCUUUUGAGGGAGGCAGUGCAUGACCAUGCAGAGAGGAAUGCAAGGCCAAUGCAGCGACGUUACAAUCGAGAUAUAUUAUACUUCCGAUCCAAAAGCAGAGCAAAACCAGAAUAUUAUUAAUUCUGAGUUUACUUCCACGACACAAUACAUGAUGAUGAUGUUUAGAGCUCCGUUAUUGUUGUCUUAUGAUAAUAAUGUUCUAGCUAGCUAGGUGGUUCAUGGUUAAUAAAUUAGACUUCCUUUCAUAAAAAAGAAUUAGACUU